ACGUACUUUAAGGUUAAAUUCUUCCUAUUACACGUUCCUUUCAUACAUCUAGAGUUUGCUCAAAUAAAAUUGCAACAGAAGCAAAAGUAGAUGAAAAUAAAGACGUCUCAAAGAUAACUGAACAUGAUCAUAGAACUAUUGGUAAAGCACAAUCAUUGUUCAUGAUUCAUCCCGUUAGUCCUGGUUCAAUCUUCAUGCUACCUCAUGGAACUCGAAUUGUACAUAAGCUACAAGAUUUUUUAAGAAAAGAAUAUGCUCGGUAUGGGUAUCAAGAAGUGAUGACCCCUCUAAUUUAUAAAAAGGAUUUAUGGGAAACAAGUGGACAUUGGCAGAAUUAUAUGGAAGACAUGUUUAUGGUCAAAAGUGGACAUGCUCAUGAUUGUACUCAUAGUCAUGAUGAUAAAGAUCAUUCCAUAGAUACAAAUGAAGGGUUGUUUGGAUUAAAGCCUAUGAAUUGCCCUGGUCAUUGUCUAAUCUUUGAUAGCACACCUAAAUCAUAUCGUGAUCUUCCUAUUCGAUUAGCUGACUUUAGUCCUCUUCAUAGAAAUGAGGCUUCCGGUGCAUUAACAGGCUUGACAAGAGUACGUCGUUUUCAUCAAGAUGAUGCUCACAUCUUUUGUACAGAAAAACAAAUUACUUCAGAAAUUACCUCAUGUUUAUCAUUUGUAGAUCAUGUUUAUUCAGCGUUUAAAUUCCCGCAUUAUGAUUUAACUUUAUCGACUAGACCUAAAUCACAUUACAUUGGUACAAUCGAAGAAUGGAAUCAUGCUGAAGAAGCCUUGAUUCAAGCUUUAAAUAAAAGUGAACGUCCAUGGACAAUUAAGGAAGGUGAUGGAGCCUUUUAUGGACCUAAAAUUGAUAUUAUGGUGAAGGAUUCAAGUGGUAAAUCUCAUCAAACAGCUACGAUCCAACUCGAUUUUCAAUUACCUCAGCGAUUUGGAUUAAAAUACAUUGAUAAAAAUGAUGAAGCUCAAACACCUGUGAUUGUUCAUCGUGCUAUUCUUGGGUCCAUUGAACGAAUGAUGGCCAUCUUAAUUGAGCAUACAGGAGGUAAAUGGCCUUUUUGGUUGAGUCCUCGUCAAGGUAUUGUUAUUCCUGUAGCCACACCAUUUUCAGACUAUGCUAAAAAAGUAGCUGACCAUCUAUCCCUGGGCACAAAUACAACAAGUGAUAAUGCACACUAUUUCGUUGAUGUCAACAAUUCUCAUGAUCGACUCAAUAAAAUGAUUCGUCAAGCUCAACUCCAACAAUAUAAUUUUAUUUUUGUUGUAGGACAAAAGGAAAUGGAUGAAGGCGUUGUAAAUGUAAGAACGCGUAAAGGUGAUGUUUUAGGCACAAUGACUAUAGAGCAAGUUCGUGACAUGUUCAGUUCGAUGACUACUAAAUUAGAAUAAUAAUGUAAAUAUACAAUAAACUAAUGUACCAAUAAAUAAAUGAAUGAAAAUGACUAUAUAAAGCCUUUAUCAUUUAAAGCAAAAAAAAAAAGUAUAUAUAUUAGGUAAAGAGGAAUAGUUAGCAAGCAAUGAAAUGAAUUAACAUAAAGCAAAUUGCCUUUUU
Cokeromyces recurvatus is the source of this 1557-nucleotide messenger RNA. Its product is annotated as threonyl-tRNA synthetase. The transcript has 4 exons. Lineage: Eukaryota; Fungi; Mucoromycota; Mucoromycetes; Mucorales; Mucoraceae. The record is from RefSeq and is a predicted model, not a curated record. Gene Ontology annotation, cellular component: mitochondrion; cytoplasm. The coding region runs from base 162 to 1394 and encodes 410 amino acids. Gene Ontology annotation, molecular function: threonine-tRNA ligase activity; ATP binding. Gene Ontology annotation, biological process: threonyl-tRNA aminoacylation.